This is a messenger RNA of Dalotia coriaria, 4007 nucleotides long. It is a transcript of the gene fw, whose product is annotated as CUB and Sushi multiple domains furrowed. The record is from RefSeq and is a predicted model, not a curated record. Bases 409 to 3795 code for a protein of 1128 amino acids. NCBI's taxonomy places the organism in Eukaryota, Metazoa, Arthropoda, Insecta, Coleoptera, Staphylinidae. The transcript has 14 exons.
GCACAAGCACACACACGGCGAUUUCUUGGCCGGCGACUUCUUCGGCUCGCACAGCUCACCGGAGAACUUUCAUUUUAUUGCGAGCCGUCGUGCGCGAACGACAAUUCGCGCGCACCUCCACAAGUUAUUGUUCUUCGACGCGCUUCGCGAUCGCAACGUAUCCUAUCUACGCUUUUGUUUCACAUUAUCGAGAGACUUUAACGCAAAGUGAGAAAACAAGUUCUUGAAAGUUUCAAAUGCAAAUUGCAUUACUGGUUUCUGCGCGUCGUGGGCGUUAUUUGUAACAUUUAGCGACUUGCAUUUGGCGGUGAUGGCAUAAUUGAUAUCUACGCGUGUGAUACCUUUUUCUUUGAGUGUCCAGUGGUGUAAAACUAAAUGUGCGUAUAAAAUAAAUGUGCGUUCUUCACGAUGCUGACUAGGAAAUGCGUGAAUCGUUGGAUUUACUUCAAAUACGCGCGCACGCUCGUGCUGCUGCAGCUGGUCGCGCUUAUUGGAUUCGCGGCGGAUUCCGUUGCGUCACAAGAAAUCCACUGUGGUCAUCCUGCAGUACCCGCCAACGCCAAAGUCUCCCUAAGUUCCGAACAACUCAAAGCCGGAACAAUCGCUACGUACCAAUGCGAUGACGGUUAUGAAACCUUCGGGAACACAGAGUUAUCCUGCUCAACGAAAGGAAAAUGGGUCGGAGAGCUGCCAUUUUGUGGCACUAACAUAGCCUACCGUAAACCAGCGAAUCAAUCAACAAGUGUUCGCGGUGGCAACGCUUUAAACGCGAAUGACGGCGAAAAAAGCACUGAACACGAUGGAAAACGAUGCACAGAAACACAAAAGGAAGUCAGCCCUUGGUGGCAUGUGGAUUUACUACGUCCAUAUCCUAUUAAAGUUGUUCGGGUGACAACUAGAGGAUGCUGCGGACAUCAACCACUUCAAGAUCUUGAAAUUCGGGUUGGAAAUAGCAGUAGUGAUUUACAACGAAAUCCGUUAUGUGCUUGGUUUCCGGGGACAAUAGACGAAGGCGUGACGAAGACCUUCACCUGUGCACGUUCCUUGGUCGGGCAGUAUGUGUUCCUGCAACUUGUCGGCGUCGAAGGAUCUUUAUCCUUGUGUGAAGUGGAAGUUUUUACGACCGAUGAGUUUUCAAUUGAUCGUUGUGCACCUCGAUCAGCACCAGAGGACGCACAAUUGGCUGCAUUUUCACGAACGUGUUAUGAAUUCGGCGUGGGUCGUGGCGGGUCUUUUGCUGAAGCACGAGCGUAUUGCAAGAGUCACAAUGGCGAUUUAGUGCAUGGCAUGAAUCCCGGCCAGACUUCCUUUCUAUAUGCAGAAUUAGAGCGCCGGAAGCCCAAGUUAAAAACACAACUCGUGUGGAUCGGAGCGCAGAAAGAACCGGGAUUAACAUCACGGACUUGGAAAUGGGUUAAUGGCGAUAUGGUUCUUCGUCCUGCAUGGGGCAAGGAUCAACCUAAUAAUUACAAUGGUGAACAAAAUUGUGCCGUUUUGGAUGGUGGACGUGGAUGGUUAUGGAACGAUGUUGGAUGUAAUUUGGAUUAUUUACAUUGGAUCUGCCAACAUAAUCCUUCAUCGUGCGGAAGCCCCGACAAACAACUGAAUACCACGAUCACCGGCAAGAAUUUCAAUGUCGGUGGCUCAAUUCAGUACCAAUGCCCUGAAGGACAAAAGUUGAUAGGAUCCAGUAAUCGUACAUGCACAACAGAAGGUUUUUGGUCUGGAGCUGCACCUACCUGCAAAUACGUUGAUUGUGGUGGUCUACCUGACUUGGAGCAUGGCACAGUUACAUUGAAGAACCGCAGAACAACAUUCGGGGCUGUAGCAACAUACACAUGUCACGAAAACUACACACUGAUAGGACGCGAACAACGCACCUGCGGUGAAGCGGGUUUCUGGAGUGACAAAACACCGGAAUGUCUGUUUGAUUGGUGUCCGGACGCGCCUGAGAUCCAGGGAGGAAUCGUAAAACUCUCGGGACAUCGCGCCGGUGACACUGCAACUUAUACCUGCCAAUCGGGUUAUAUUCUCUUUGGACAAGCAGUGUUAUCAUGCGGAUUAGGUGGGGAAUGGUCCGGUAAACAACCGUCGUGCAAAUUCGUCGAUUGCGGAUCACCGCCAAACAUUGAUAAUGGAAACUAUAAUCUUGCGAAUGGAAGUACUACAGUUGAUAGUAUCGUCGAGUAUUCUUGCAAAGAUGAUUACUGGCUUGAAGGAGAAAAGAGACAGCGGUGUACACGAGAAGGCAAAUGGUCAUCUGAUGCGCCAUCUUGUGAAUUGAUUGUAUGCGAGGAACCUGAUGUACCUUCAGGAUCCUAUGUUGUGGGUUACGACUUUUUCGUACAUUCAAGCAUCGAAUACCAUUGUGAAGUCGGCCACGUGCUGCGAGGACAUGCGAUUCGGACUUGUAUGAAUGAUGGGGAAUGGUCGGGUACUACACCCACAUGUGAAUAUAUUGACUGUGGUAAAGUGCCAACUUUACCAAACGGAAACACGGAAUACACCAACAAAACAGCAUACCUAGGCAGCGAGAUUACAUACAGUUGUGUACGGAAUUACAGACUCAUUGGUGUGCCAAAGAGAACGUGUCAAGAAAACAAGCAGUGGAGUGAUAGCACGCCUAAAUGUGAAGAAAUUCGCUGUCCGGAGCCCAUAUUGGCAGAACACAGUAUUCUUUCAGUCACUGGUAAUGACCGUAUGUAUGGCCGCACGCUGAUUCGCACUUCGCAAUCAGAUUCGAGUAAUUCAGGUGCCACAUCUUACAAAAUCGGAGCAUUGGUCAAAUAUCGCUGUGAGAGAGGUUACAAAGUUAUUGGUGAACCUCUGAGCACAUGUGAAGAUACUGGUAAAUGGAGUGGAGAGGUACCAGAAUGUAUUUAUGUGGAUUGUGGAACACCAGGAAAACUAAACUACGGAAAAGUCACCUUAGCAUCAAAUGCAACUUAUUACGGAGCAUUGGCAUUGUAUGCAUGUGAUGCCAAUUAUGAAUUAGACGGAGUGUCAAGACGCCUCUGUUUAGAAAAUGGCACCUGGAGUUCUGACCUACCUGUGUGCAGAGAAAUACAAUGCAAAGAUCCAGACUCAUUUGAAGGAGUGUCGUUCAAAGUAAGCACGCAUAGUGUUGGCGGUAUUGCGCAAUACGCAUGCCCCAGAGGUCACCAUAUGCAUGGUAACGAAACACGCACUUGCUUAGAGCGCGGGACAUGGAGCGGCAAAGCACCCACGUGCACAGCGGUUGAUUGCAAACAUCCCGGAUCAAUUCAAAAUGGCCGCGUGAUUGUCAUGAAUGGUACCACGUAUAAUAGCGCAGUUGAAUAUCACUGCGUACCAAAAUUCGAACGUAUUGGACCAUAUCUACGUAAAUGCAUGGAAAACGGCGACUGGUCGGGUGAUGAUCCACGUUGUGAAGUUGCUACAGGAGAACCGCAAGAUUCUUCUAACUUGGGGACGAGUAUUGGUAUCGGUGCCGGCGUCGUUUUGUUCCUACUGAUAUUAUUAGGAUUAAUCUAUUUAAAAUUGCGUAAAGCAACACCAGUGAAAAACACCGAAAAUGUCGAAGCUGCCGAGAGAAAAGAAGACCGUAACGCAGCCGUAAUGAGUUAUGCCACACUCAGUGACCGUAAUGGCUACCCAAUGCACCUCGCAGGAACGAAUAUCUACGAAAACAUUCACGAUGAGAACAUGUACGAUGCUCCCUAUGAAGAAACCAGCAGAGAUAGUGGUACGUACGAACCGGAACCAAUCGGUAGGAAUGGUAACGUCGUCACAAUCAAUGGCGUCGCCGUACGAUAAUAUGUGUAUCAUAAAGCAACGAAAACCAAAAGAGUCAAGAAUAACAUUAAUGUGAUGAAUCGAUGCGUAUUGUAAUUGUUUUUUUUUUUUUGUGUGUAAAUAUUUAGUGUCUAGCCGACGAAUCCAUUCUAAUUGUUACAACCUAUAUAAAUUAUCGUGUACUGUAUUAUAGUGUAAAUUUAAAAAUAAAUGUUUUAUUUUUCAAAACAUAA